Messenger RNA from Manduca sexta (tobacco hornworm), 1377 nucleotides. Its product is annotated as protein ANTAGONIST OF LIKE HETEROCHROMATIN PROTEIN 1-like. Lineage: Eukaryota; Metazoa; Arthropoda; Insecta; Lepidoptera; Sphingidae. The transcript is spliced from 2 exons. The record is from RefSeq and is a predicted model, not a curated record. The annotation marks the transcript as partial.
UCACCGUCAUUUUCACCUUGUAGCGUUACUAGUAGAUUUCACUCGUGUUGAGAAUUCCAAGUAGCGUUUUCACCGCGGAUUCAGAAGUGAGUAAUACAGUGAGAUGUUACAGAAUAGCAUAGCAGUUCUCAACUAGGCUAUCAUGCACACAGCUUCAUUAGCCACAUAUUUAGUUUAUAAGCACGUUCAUAUGAGUUUACCUGUGUAGGGGUGCAAAACAUGGUAGGUAGGCACUUAAACAUAAUAAACAGUAGUGGAAAUAUUGUUGUUUUUUUUUACAUUAGAAGAUACUCAAGAGUUUCAAUUUUGAAUCAGUUUAAAUUAACAAGUUAUAUUUACAGAAUGAACCUAUUUUAGGCAUAUUGUGAUCAAAAAACUUAGCCAUUGUAACGAGUAUGCCUUAUUUUUUUAUCACAUUACAAAAGUUAUGUUUUCUCUUCCAGAUGUGCUGACAGCUCUGGAUGAGCAUUCACCUUUACUCUAAAGGUCGAUUUACAUCAAACGAACAUAGAGCUAGAGCUAGAACAAGAGCAUUCUUUCGUAAUCUUUUAGUGUAAACGAAAGCUAGAGUUAUCGAUUUACAUCAAACGAACAUAGAGCUAGAGCUAGAACAAGAGCAUUCUUUCGUAAUCUUUUAGUGUAAACAAAAGCUAGAUCGAAUGUUCUUUGCUCAUUCGUGUCAAUUCUGUGGUUAGUAUUGGUAGUGCUUCGUUAUGUCUGACUCUGACAGCGAUAUCAUUAUUGCAAGUGCUGCAUUUAUUAUUUUGUCGCAAAAACUCAAAAAUAAAAGAAGGAAGAGACGUUGGUGGGUUACAAAUUUAAUGCAUCGAAGGAAACUGGAUAAUGUAGGUGAAACAAUGACGGAUAUGCAAAAACAAGAAGAAAGUGGACAAUUCCAAAACUUUUGUAGAAUGGCGUCAGAGGAUUUUGAUCAUUUACUAUCUCUGACCAGCGAAAAAAUUCGAAAAUCAAGUACGAAUUUUAGAGACUCGAUUCCUGCAUAUGACAAACUAGCAGUGACUUUGCGAUUUUUGGCAACUGGAGAUUCCUAUGAAAGCCUCAUGUAUUUUACUAAAAUGUCUAAAUCGACAAUAUGUAAUGCUAUAUCUGAAGCAUGUGCAGCAAUAAAUGAAGCAUUGCAAGACUAUGCUAAGACACCGUCAACAGAAGAAGAAUGGCUAUCAAUCGCUCAGGAAUUCAAUGAGAAGUGGAAUUUUCCAAACUGUAUUGGCGCUGUAGACGGGAAACACUGCGUCAUACAAGCACCUAUUAACAGCGGAAGCGACUUUUUUAAUUAUAAAUCCACAUUCAGUGUGGUGUUAAUGGCCAUAGUAGACGCUAACUACAAUUUUAUAUUCGCCGAUAUUGGUUGUCAGG